This is a messenger RNA of Scomber scombrus (Atlantic mackerel), 1485 nucleotides long. RefSeq names its product RNA binding motif protein 41 (gene rbm41). Gene Ontology annotation, biological process: mRNA splicing, via spliceosome. NCBI's taxonomy places the organism in Eukaryota, Metazoa, Chordata, Actinopteri, Scombriformes, Scombridae. The transcript is spliced from 6 exons. Gene Ontology annotation, molecular function: pre-mRNA intronic binding; U12 snRNA binding. Gene Ontology annotation, cellular component: U12-type spliceosomal complex. The coding region runs from base 7 to 1266 and encodes 419 amino acids. The record is from RefSeq and is a predicted model, not a curated record.
GGAAGCAUGCGAAGAGUGAGCCGGCAGUCCUGUGAAGAUGGUCCGCUGCUGGAGGAGCAGGAGACGGAGGGCCAGCGGCAGCUACACAGCCUCCUGCUGCAGCAGCUCCACACUGACGUCGACAUCGACCGAUGUGUAGCUAAGAGGCAGUGCUUCGCCCCGUCGGCGCUCUAUCGUCCGUUCGGGCAGCAGGCGGCCGGAGUGAAAACCCUGUCCCAGUUCCAGGCCCUGCAGGAUGGGGAGCAGGAGCUGGCCAACCUGCGGGAGCUGGGCCUCACCGACACUGAGAUCCAGCUGUGGCAGAGCAGAGACGCACCAGAUGUAGCAGAGCAGUCCCACGGGGUGUGUGUAGCUCCUGCGGUGAAGCAGCAGCGUCUCCAGGUGAUCAGAGACAAGAUUGAAGCCAGGGCGGAGCUCCUGUCCCGCCCACAGCGCUUCGCCGCCAGUCGCGCACUGUCAAGACGUGAGAUGGAGAUCGAACAAGCGUUGUUCCAGGGAACCGAUCGCCUGGGUUUCCUCACUGCACUUUACCAUCGAGAUGAAGAUCACCAGGAGAGCCAGCAGGGGGCCUCAUCCUCUGAUCCAAUGAGCUCUCUGUACAGGGACAUUCUCUGUGAGAGGAAACCACAAGUGUCACUACAGGAACCUGAGAGAAACCCUGCUGGAGCAUCACACCUUUCUAUAUCUGAAACUGCUUCUGACCAAAACUCACAGAAAGAUAACAACCAAGAAGCAUCUGAGUAUCAGUCAGAGCUGCAGGGUGAAAAAAGUAGCUCAUCAAGUCAGCUAGAGUCAGAAACCUCAGAGCAGCAAGAUGAACCAGGGAAACCACAACUGGCUGUUCCAGUAAAGAUACAUAUAAGCCAGCCGAUUGGCAGUCUGUGCGGGGCGGUGAAGGUGGGGUCAGGAGUACCUCUGACUGUCAGAGGGGAGAUUGAGACUGUUUCAGAUGAAGAAAUCCUUAAGAACCGUGAAUCUGAGGAAGGAAUCCGGAGCAUCCAGAGGUUCCGAAACUACCAGCCGGGAAAACCAUCCAAGGUUUUGUGUGUGAGAAACCUGAGUGCAAAGGCAUCAGUGGCCCAGCUGGUGGCGCUGUUCUCCAGGUUUGAGCAGGAAAACAGGCCUGCUGUUAUUUAUCGCCUGCUCACUGGAAGGAUGAGAGGUCAGGCUUUCAUCACUCUGCCAGGUGAGAGCGGUGCUUUCUGCUACCUCUUUGAUCAAGGAGUGUUUUUCCGGCAUUUUUGUCAGUCACAGGGUUCAUUUUAAACAGCUAACAUUUUCAUUGUCAACAUUUCACAUCUCAUGUCACAUGUUAUUAUGUGUGCUUGUUCUCUUUUGGCAGAUGCUGAAACGGCACAGAAAGCCUUGCAGUUGGUCCAUGGAUACCGGUUGCUAGGGAAACCUUUGGUGGUUGAGUUUGGCCGUGAGUGUCAGGAAGAAGAGAAACAGAAGGAGGAAGUGCAGGAGGAGAAAAAUAGAAAAAAA